AUGGAUGAUUCACAGCUCUCCGCCUCUCCCUCAUCGUCAUCCGAAACUGCUCUGUCUACAUUUUCAUCCAGUUCUAUGGUCGAAAUAAAACGAGUCCGGCAAUCCGACAGUGAACAGCGCAAUGAAUCAGGCGCUGCUUCUCCAGAAUGCGAGGACAAGUACAGGCUGAUAUACAGCAAGUCCAAAGUCUAUGUUAAUCCAACCGCUUACGCCCGGGACAACAUACCUGGUUUUGUGGCCCUGGUCAAACGAGAGGCUUUGAAUUCAACCUAUCUACUCGCUUGGAUCCCGGAGACGUUGUUAAACGAGAAAGGUGCCGCUGAGUGGGACAAGUUCGUGAAGAUCGAGGAGCAAUCCUCGCGGGAUGAAGAAGAUGAAGAUGUCGUUCUCAUCGAUCUUCCGUCCCCGAAACCAGAAACUUACGCUUUUUCUGUUCCCCUGACCUCUGUAUACUCACUUUUAGUGUAUCCACCCAACUUUUCGUCGUGGCACGGGUCUAUCGGAAUAAACUUGAUCAACGGAGAUACAUUACCGACUCUAUUCUUCCACGACGACGAAUCACGAUCGUUAACAAUGCAGACUCCACGAACUUUCCAGAACAACAAACGAAGUAGCAUCAGUUCCUACCCACCUCCUCCAUCCCCGGUCGCUUCUCCCUCCAAGUCAACCAACUCAUGGGGCGGAGAGGAUCUCCUUGUUCGACUUCGAUCCUACGCCCACAUCCUAAGGUCCACUCUACAGCCGUCUUUGUUCUUAGUCGAUCCCUCACGGGCUGACAUAGACACGCACUCCACACAUUUUUAUGCCGAUGAUGCUGUCGACGAUAUCCUCGGACAGUCAUCGUACGCAAAUUCGCAUUCGCCCGUUCCUGCUCAUCGGCGACCGCAGCUUCUUUCAGGUCCACCUGUAUCACCCAAUCCUUAUUCACAGAAAUCUUCUGUCCUUCAUCGCUCGCUCGGGUCCAUAUCCUCUUCUCCGCAAUCUUCCUCUCAGGCACGCAUCGCUUUACUUCAAUCGUUUUCUAAUAUCACAAGAGCAACCAAACAUGCGGCUCAAAAUAUCCUCUCACAUCCCCUCGCCAAACCUAUAGUGCCUCAUUUACCUGACCCCGUAAAGAGCCUUGUAAAUGCCAAUGGGGAAUGGGCAAGCUGGGUAGAGAAGGGCGGUGUCGGAGAGUUUGACAGUGCCCGGGUUUACUUAGCAAGGUGGGCCCGAAUAGUAGCGGAGGAGGGCGAGCGUGCUCGUAAACGCGAAGCUCAAACAUUAACGUCUUCACCUUCAGAACAUAUUACAGAGGAAACACCGUUAGGCGUCUUUGAACUCCUUCAAAACACUUCCAAUCUGCCAACCCCGAAGCCAUCUCGAGAUCCAGCACACCCGGUCGACGAUAAGUUAUGGGAAAGCUGGUUCGCGGAGGAUGGCGGACCAAAAAUUAGGAUUGAAGAGAUGAAGAGGGAGGUAUUUAGGAGAGGAAUUACGAACAAGGGUCACCUCAGGCGCAAAGUAUGGCCGUUACUUCUGGGAGUCAUGGACUGGGAUAGCACUUCCGAUGAAAGAGAUAAGAAAUGGGAAAAGAAAAGGAAAUCCUACCAUAAACUGAGAGACGAAUGGUGUGGUGUUCCGGAAGUCUUCGAGCGGCACGACGUAGUCGAAGAACGACAUCGUAUCGAUGUAGACUGUCGGCGAACGGAUCGGACGCAACCUUUAUUUUCAACCCCUCCUUCCACCCCUUCUGCCACAAAGGCUGAUGAGAUGAACGAUGAAAAAACAAGAUACAGACGUGUUUCAGUCAUUUCGCCCAAUUUGUCCGACACCGGCGCCCAGUCACCGAGCAACGACCACAUCGAUCGACUCGCUGGAAUUCUAUUGACUUUCAACUUUUAUGAAAGAGAGCUGGGCUACGUGCAAGGAAUGUCCGAUUUAUGUGCCCCAAUAUACGUCGUGAUGGGCGGCGACGAAGAAACGACUUUUUGGUGUUUCGUUGAGUUCAUGUAUCGUAUGAAACAGAAUUUCUUGCGGGACCAAAGUGGCAUGAAAAAGCACCUCCUAACACUCCAACAGCUCAUCGGAGUGAUGGAUCCAGAACUAUAUCGUCACUUGGAAAAGAUUGACGGCCUGAACUUGUUCUUCUGUUUCCGCUGGGUACUCAUCGCUUUCAAGCGCGAAUUCCCGUUCGAUGAUGUGCUGAGCCUAUGGGAAGUGCUUUGGACCGAUUAUUAUAGCAACAAUUUCGUUCUCUUUGUCGCAUUAGCCAUCUUGGAAUCUCACAGGGAUGUGAUUCUACGGUACUUGGUUGAGUUCGAUGAGAUACUCAAGUACUGCAAUGAUCUCAGUAUGACUAUCGAACUGGAUAGUACUUUGGCCCAAGCAGAAGUCUUGUUCUUAUCCUUUGCUCAAACGAUUGCGGAUCUCGAUCGAAGACAAGCGGAGACAGCGUCCAAGAACAGUGGACUACGACAACGACGGAUAGUUAGUUUGCCGGACAGCAACGGACCCAGCUCCUCAGCUAUUUCCGACCAUUUGAGAGAAUUACUAGAGACCGGGAGAUAG
Molecule: messenger RNA, 2550 nt
Organism: Marasmius oreades (fairy-ring Marasmius)
Lineage: Eukaryota; Fungi; Basidiomycota; Agaricomycetes; Agaricales; Marasmiaceae
Exons: 13
Coding region: 1-2550 (849 amino acids)
Biological process (GO): activation of GTPase activity
Molecular function (GO): GTPase activator activity
Source: RefSeq, a predicted model, not a curated record